AUGCAAUCGCUGGAUUUACAGGAAUUACAAUUCCAUGGCCUCGCAUGGGAGCAAGGUACCUUUGGUCUUGAGCCUAGAUGGACCCUUGAACCUGAAAUUGGGGCUAUAAAGCAGACAGUACAAUCGCUUCAGCCAUCAAGCACAGUCGAAGUGACUUUCCUCACCCAGGGUGGGUUCAACAAGAUCUAUAAUGUCAGCAUAGAUGAUGAGAUGUUCAUUAUGCGAGUCGCAUUGCCAGUCGAUCCACGUUAUAAACUCAUAAGCGAGGUAGCUACAAUGGAUUGGGUACGACGUAUCACAAACCUUCCAAUCCCGAGAGUUAUCACUUACCAGUCUUCUCGGGAAAAUCGGAUUGGCUUCGAGUGGAUGCUUAUGACAAAAAUGCCUGGAAAGCCUUUCGGUGAUAUUUGGCCAUCUCUUUCUUUCGCUGUGAAAUCACGCCUAGUUAGGGAGUUCGCCGUGAGCUCGGCUUGCAUUUUCCGAAAUCAACUACAGGGAAUCGGAAAUAUCGAUGAGGGACUCACGUCGACCAAGCAAAGUCUGCUACGUAGAGGGCUGGUCGAUACCGAGAUAUCAGCUCCGGGAAAAGGUUCUGGCUUAGACGAUUGUAGCACUCCCACGGGCGAGAAAGAGGGGGCUUCCCCAGACAUAGGCCGAAUUGUUUCUAUGCAGUUUUUCUGGGGUCCAUCUAUCCACCAAGAUAUCCACCGGGGCCCAUUUCGCUCGGGCAAGGACUGGAUAGCUGCUCGACUUACACUGAACGAGAAUAUCUGCCAUUCGACUCUGGAUAAAUAUUCAGCAGCAGACCUUGAUAGUGAUGCUGAAGAAGAGAUGGAAGACGCCACGACAACGCUCCAGAUAAUCCACGACCUUAGAACGAUUCUUCCUAUAGUCUUUCCAACAGAUGAAGAUGAUAAUUUGGAACCAUCAAUGAUAUUUCACCAAGAUCUCUCGCGACAUAAUAUUCUCGUUGAUAAAGACGGGGAGCUGACUGGCGUUCUAGACUGGGAGUGCGUUUCAGCACUACCUUUAUGGAAAGGCUGUACCUACCCUUCGUUUUUAGACCAACGACCACGAUACUCGGAGCCUGAUAUUGGAAACUAUGAUCGCGAAGCUAACGGAGAACUCGACGAGCUUUACUUUGCACACCUAUGGGAGUAUGAGGCCACUCUCUUACGUGAUAUCUUUCUUCAUGAGAUGCAAAACCUAGACGCAGAAUGGAUGGAAGUCUUUGAUAGAAGCCUAGUCAAGAGAGACCUUGACUUUGCGGUAUACCAUUGUGACAGUGGAAUCUACGCUGGAAAGAUCAACGCAUGGAUCGAAGAUAUCACCGCUGGCGUGAGAAAUCCGCGCAGUUUGCGCGAUAGGAUCUAUGCACCGCGUGGUCAGCAGACAGUUGUGGAACAAUAA
This is a messenger RNA of Penicillium coprophilum, 1410 nucleotides long. Its product is annotated as aminoglycoside phosphotransferase family protein. Bases 1 to 1410 code for a protein of 469 amino acids. The record is from RefSeq and is a predicted model, not a curated record. The transcript has a single exon. Lineage: Eukaryota; Fungi; Ascomycota; Eurotiomycetes; Eurotiales; Aspergillaceae.